Molecule: messenger RNA, 446 nt
Organism: Homalodisca vitripennis (glassy-winged sharpshooter)
Lineage: Eukaryota; Metazoa; Arthropoda; Insecta; Hemiptera; Cicadellidae
Exons: 3
Coding region: 33-446 (137 amino acids)
Source: RefSeq, a predicted model, not a curated record
GGAGAUCACUACGAGAUUGUUUUGCGAGGGAGAUGAAAAACUUGAAAUUACCUAGUGGCAGUAGCCAAAAGAAGAAGAAAAAGUAUGUGUACUUCGAUCAACUGCUGUUCCUCACUGCGAACAACACUGACAGGAGGACAACCACCAAUGUUCCUGAUGAGCAACCCGACAUUGGAAACGAAAAUGCGGCUACUGAAGAAAACAACGAAGAUUUGACUGAGGUAGUUGCUUCAGAACCAGCAACACCUAACCAAGUAGCGCCCAACCAAGGAGCGCCUAACCGUAUCAACAAAAAAUAUCGACAGACUCCCUUUGAAAUGGCCUCCACGGCAACAGCUGAGGUUGUGUCUAAUAUCGACUCUUCCAUGAAGCUGAUAGAAAACGCUUGUGAUUCGUCAAAGCCUCGGAAACGAUCCUACCGGGGCCGUCGCCAAGCCUUCUGGUAG